AUGAAACAGUUUCUCUUAUACUUGGACGAAACCAACGCUUUAGGAUCCAAGUUCAUUAUCCAGGACCUGGAUGACACACAUGUGUUUAUUUUAGCUGAAUUUGUCAGUGUCCUUCAAGAGAAGGUUGGAGAAUUGAUGGACCAGAACUCCUUUCCCAUCACACAGAAGUAA
Staurois parvus is the source of this 171-nucleotide messenger RNA. The record is from the annotation of a GenBank genome assembly. Lineage: Eukaryota; Metazoa; Chordata; Amphibia; Anura; Ranidae.